AUGGACAGAAAAUCACUGGAGAUUCCAAAGAAUUUGCCUCUUGCAGACCUGGACUUCCAUAAACCUGCACCAAUUCAAGGUUUAUUGGGAUCCAGCACCUCCAUCUCCAUCCUCAGUAUAGGACAGAUCCAGCUCUCCAAUGCAGCAGACGUCCAUCUCCAGAAGACAUUAUUUGGUUGGAUUGUCUGUGGGAGCAUGAGUGACGAGUCCGAUCACCAUCAAGGGAAAUGUCACUUCACUGACAUCAUCGAUGAAUUUAAAAAAUUCUGGGAAAUCGAAGACAUCGGUCUCAUAGAAAGCCGACAAUCAGAAGCAGAAGCAGCCUGCCAGGCUCAUUUCACGCAACAUGUGUCACGCAAGCCAGAAGGGCGAUAUGUAGUGGCACUGCCUUUCAACGAGAAGAAGGAUCAACUUGGUACUUCAUAUCUCCAGGCGAAACGUCGCCUGCUCUCACUGGAACGGAAAUUCAAGUGGAAUCCCAAGCUAGCAGAAGACUACACCAAAGUGAUCAAUGAGUACAUGGAUCUUGGCCACAUGAAGAGGAUUGAAGCAGAAGUUGAAGAUGGCUUCUACCUUCCUCACCACGCAGUCUUCAAAGAGACCAGUCUCACCACCAAAACCAGAGUUGUAUUCGAUGGUUCAGCACGCUCUAGCUCUGGAGUCUCGCUCAACGAAGCCCUGAUGGUUGGCCCAACCAUCCAGGACGAUAUUCUUUCUCUAGUGCUGAGAUUCAGACUCCAUAAUUACAUUUUUACUGGAGACAUCGAAAAAAUGUAUCGCCAGGUGCUGAUCAGACCAGAGGAUACAAAAUAUCAACGAAUACUUUGGCGAGAACAUGGGAAUAUCAAUACGUAUGAGUUACAAACUGUCACGUUUGGACUCUCCUCUGCUCCAUUCCUUGCAGUCAGAUGCCUACACCAGUUGGCUGACGACGAGUACGAGAAAUAUCCACUGGCAGCUUCACGACUCAAACAAGAUCUAUACGUUGAUGAUCUCCUCACUGGGACAUCAACACUUGAAGAAGCCCUACUUCUCCGAAACGAAAUGAUCAGUCUGCUGAAGCCAGGCGGUUUCAAUCUACGACAAUGUACUUCCAAUUCUCCAGAAAUUCUCCAAGGACUCCCCGAAUCGACUGUCAAUCUUCAACUGCUCGGUGGAGAUGAUCCAACGCUCAAAACUCUUGGAAUUCAUUGGGAUUCACAGAAUGACAGUAUUGUGUAUACUGUCAACCCCAUAGCCACCAGAGAUGUCAUCACCAUGAGAACCAUAGCAUCAGACGUCGCUCGCAUCUUCGAUCCUCUUGGUUUACUCAAUCCAGUAGUAACCCAUGCAAAAAUCAUUCAGCAAGAACUGUGGAGGCUUAAAUUGAACUGGGAUGACUCCACACCAACAGAGAUUCACACUAGAUGGAACGAAUUUGCAUCGCAACUUCCUCUUCUCAACGAAAUAAAAUUCAAGCGACAAGUCACAUCAAAUCUACAAGAAAAAUUGGAAGUACAUGGUUUCUGUGACGCAAGUCAAAGUGCCUACGGAGCCUGCAUCUAUCUGAAGACUACUGAAUGCACUGGUAAAGUCCAGGUGCACCUCUAUUGUGCUAAAUCUCGAAUUACACAUCUAAAGGGCAAUCACACCAUCCCUCGCCUGGAACUCUGUGCAAUGGAACUCCUUUCAAACCUGUAUGACACAGUGAAGAAGGCAACAAACAUCACACCGCAACGGAAAGUUUUUUGGUCUGACUCUACUGUCGCUCUUCAUUGGAUUAAAACUUCCCCACAUCUCCUCCAACGAUUCGUGGCCAACAGGGUGGCUCGAAUCCAAGACCUCACCAAGAAUGUCGAGUGGAGAUAUGUACGCACACACGAGAAUCCAGCAGAUGCAGUGUCUAGAGGUGAACUUGCCUCUGACUUCCUGAAGAAUGAACUCUGGCUACAUGGACCCACUUGGCUUCAACAGCCUGAAGAGCAGUGGCCUCAUCUCUUCCUCGAAAAACCCAAGGAAUUACCUGAAUUGAAGAAGGUCAUCUGUCUCCAUAUCACUGAACCAGCAAAAAAAUCCUUUUCUACAUCAAUAUUCGUCAUUCGAAAGGCUCAAGCGAAUCACAGCAAGGUGUUUAAGACGGCAAAAACGAUUUUCCCAUUAUCACCUCACUCUUCAAGAACUCCAAGCAGCAGAGAUCAGGAUUCUCCAACUGGUUCAACAAGAGGGCUUCCACACAGAACUCUCACUACUCCAGCAAGACAAACCCCUUCCAACCAAGAGUCGGUUGAACAACCUCAGUCCACAACUUGA
Messenger RNA from Diachasma alloeum, 2289 nucleotides. RefSeq lists its product as uncharacterized. Bases 1 to 2289 code for a protein of 762 amino acids. The record is from RefSeq and is a predicted model, not a curated record. Lineage: Eukaryota; Metazoa; Arthropoda; Insecta; Hymenoptera; Braconidae. The transcript has a single exon.